This is a messenger RNA of Mycotypha africana, 1819 nucleotides long. RefSeq lists its product as uncharacterized. The transcript has 7 exons. The coding region runs from base 165 to 1505 and encodes 446 amino acids. Lineage: Eukaryota; Fungi; Mucoromycota; Mucoromycetes; Mucorales; Mycotyphaceae. Gene Ontology annotation, cellular component: COP9 signalosome. The record is from RefSeq and is a predicted model, not a curated record. Gene Ontology annotation, biological process: ubiquitin-dependent protein catabolic process.
UGUAAAUUAUUCAUUUUUCAUGCGCGUCCGGUUCAUACAUCCUUAGGUGCCUUUUGAAUCUCAGAGUAUCAUUCUCGGUCUUCAUUUCGUUAUGCAAUAGAUAAUGCUUGUAAACUCUUCGUUCUUGUCGUCUUCGUAAUUAAGUUCACCUGCAAAUCCACACCAUGGAAGAAAAAUACGAACAUAAUCAGCAUUCUGAAUUUUCCUCUGAAGCUGUUAUGACUGAAGCAUCACCCAUUGCAGCUGGGAGAGUGAAUACUAUCGAUGAAAUCGUUGCUUUGAUCGUUUCAGGACAGUCGGCCCCGUUCUAUGUGCCUACGUUAGAUAAGCUCAACAGAGAACAGCUUACGGCUUACACUUCUGACGGUCUCGAUCCUUUGACGAUUUUGAAUCCAGUAACUCAUUCGGCAGCUUAUCUAUAUUUCAUUACAGCAAGAUGCUUAGAAGCAACAGAAACAAAUAGCAUGCAGUUAUAUCAGUUACUUGACCACUUUAUCAGACAAUUUGACCCGGAACAAGUUAGAAUAGCAGCAGCUUGCUUUACACUCAUAGGAAGCACAUUAUUACAUUUAUCAGAAGUAUUAAGAGAGCCUUUAUUACCACUUUUAAGCUUCAGGAUAGCCAUUGAAAGGUUUGCUGAAGGAGAAAAUGUGCUCACCUCCCUUCAUGCGCCUUUUCUAAGGGCCUGUAUAAGAGCUAAGGCAUAUCGAUAUCCACUUUAUCUACUUGAUCAUGACAUUGAAAUUAUUCAACCAAAUAAUUACGAUGUUAAUAUUCGAAACUUUCUGGAGUACUACUACUACGGAGCUAUCCUUUACAUCGGCAACAAAAAGUACGACCGAGCCUUAGAGUUCCUUACUAUUGUGAUAUCUGCACCUACUCAGCAGAAUGUAGUUAGCGCCAUUCAAAUUGCUGCGUACAAAAAAUUCGUUCUUGCCAGUUUGAUUACAGAUGCACGCAUUCGUACCUUACCUAAAUAUACAGCACCAGGCGUAGAAAAAGCGUGUAGAUUUCAUUCCACUGCGUAUAUCAAUUUGUCGAAAGCUUUUGAAGAUACUAAUAUACACCAAUUUAAUGAUACACUUCAAAAAUCGUCUAAUGUGUUCAGAGGGGAUAACCAUAUGGGCUUAGUUAAGCAAUGCUAUCAAUCACUUCGACGCAAAAAGAUCAAAGAAUUGACAAAAGUGUAUAUUACAGUGGGUUUGGAAGAAAUGGCACGUAAAAUCGAAGAUGUGUCACCGGAAGAAUUAGAACAUAUUCUAAUCGAAAUGAUCAACCAGAACCAUAUUCAAGCUUCUAUUUCAGUCACAGAUCAACACAUAAAAAUGGUACACUUUAAUAUUGUUCAGAAUGAGGAACAGCAAAAAAAUAUAGAAGAUCGCAUACUCGAAAUUUCUACAUUGAACGAUCGUGUUGCUUAUAUGAAUAAAUUGGAAGGAUUAAAUAGAAUUUUCCAAGGAAAGGUAAUUGUGCAAUCAAGACAAAGCAAAAUACAUCGAUGCUAACUGAUAUCAAUAUGCCGACUAUGACGCAUGACCAAUAGUAUAUGACUUUAAGCGCUAAUAGUGGGCAGCUGGGCACUACCACAUUUGACGAGGAAAUUGAUGCCAUUUCAGAAGACGAGAAAUAGUUUAUAUGGAUGCCAAUAUUGUACAAUACAUUUCCGCUGGAAUAAAUGGCCUGAUAAAAUAGACUACGAAGGAUAUUGUUUAUGAGAUAUAUAUCCUAUGUAUACCGCGAAAAAGCGUAGGGCAAUACUUCCCAAAAAUAUGCAAUAAUAUGCUUAUGUGUGUCUAUCCAAAAAAAAAAAGGAAAAAAU